Saccharomycodes ludwigii is the source of this 2067-nucleotide messenger RNA. It is a transcript of the gene GUF1, whose product is annotated as GTPase GUF1. NCBI's taxonomy places the organism in Eukaryota, Fungi, Ascomycota, Saccharomycetes, Saccharomycodales, Saccharomycodaceae. Gene Ontology annotation, molecular function: mitochondrial ribosome binding; GTP binding; GTPase activity. Gene Ontology annotation, biological process: positive regulation of translation. The transcript has a single exon. Gene Ontology annotation, cellular component: mitochondrion. Bases 1 to 2067 code for a protein of 688 amino acids. The record is from RefSeq and is a predicted model, not a curated record.
AUGCCACAUGUUAUUCUUCGACGUUCAAUUCUCAUUAAUAUACGUUCAAAGUUUAACUUAUCAAAAAAUGCCUUCAACUCACCAUGCAAUGGUACUUGCCAAUUCGUAUUUCAGAGACGUUUUUCUUCGUCUUCAUCAAAUAAUACUAAUCCCAAAGAAGGACCAAAACCAACGCAAUCUAGUAAAGAGUUGCAAGAACGUAUAAACUCCAUACCUAUUGAAAACUACCGAAAUUUUAGCAUUGUAGCGCACAUUGAUCACGGUAAAUCAACAUUAAGUGAUCGUAUUUUGGAAUAUACACAUACUAUUACUCCGGAAUUAGAAGAAAUAACACCAAACUCCAUUAACCAACCCGUUCUCAAAAAAAGAGCACAAGUUUUGGAUAAAUUAGAAGUGGAGAGAGAACGCGGUAUCACCAUCAAAGCACAAACAUGUACUAUGAUAUACAAUUAUAAAAAUCAAGAUUAUUUGUUGCAUUUGGUUGAUACACCUGGGCAUGUUGAUUUUAGAAUGGAAGUUUGCAGAAGUUACGCCAGUUGUUCUGGUGCACUGUUAUUGGUCGAUGCGACACAAGGCGUUCAGGCACAGACUGUUGCCAAUUUCUAUUUAGCUUAUUCCAUGGGUUUAGAAUUGAUACCUGUUAUCAAUAAAAUUGAUUUGGAAGGUAGCGCAGAUAUCCCACGAAGUAAACAACAGGUGGAGGAGAUGUUUGAGUUGGAUGCCAAUCGUUGCAUUUUGGUAAGUGCCAAAACAGGCCAAAACGUUCAGGAAGAUUUAUUACCGGCCAUAGUUGAACGAAUUCCACCUCCAAAAGGUGUCCAUCCGGAGAAAUCAUUUCGUUGUUUAUUGGUUGAUUCUUGGUACGAUAAUUUUCUGGGCGUUGUUUUGUUGGUAUACGUUGUUGAUGGGUCAAUUAAGAAAAAUACCAAAAUUGUUAGUGCGCACACAGGGAAUAAGUACGACGUUAAGCAAGUUGGUAUCAUGCAUCCUGAUAUGACACCGCAAGAUAUUAUAAGAUCUGGGCAGGUUGGAUAUUUAGUUCCAGGUAUGAAGAAUUCCAGAGAAGCUUUUAUUGGCGAUACUUUUUGGCAAGUGGGGAAAGAGACAGAGGUUUUGCCCGGAUUUGAAGAAAUGAAAUCAAUGGUAUUUGUUGGUGCAUUCCCAGCAGAUGGGGUUGAUUUUAAAAGCUUAGAUGAUGAUAUAAAUAGAUUGGUUUUAAACGAUAGGUCUGUGAGCAUACAGCGAGAAACUUCUAAUGCGUUAGGUCAAGGCUGGAGAUUAGGGUUUUUGGGUAGUUUGCAUGCAAGUGUUUUCAAAGAGCGGUUGGAAAAGGAGUAUGGCUCUUCCAUCAUUAUUACUCAGCCUACGGUUCCAUAUAAAGUUAUUUUCAAAGACGGAACAGAGAAAAUUGUGACAAAUCCAGAUGAUUUCCCGGAUAUUUCAACUAGAAAAUCAAGGAUUCUUGCUUUAAUGGAACCGUACGUCGAAGUAAUUAUGACAUUGCCUCAAGAAUAUUUAGGCGUAGUGAUGCAACUGUGUAGUAACAAUAGAGGUAAACAUUUGGAAUUACAAUACUUGAACUCAACUAACCAAGCUAUUUUAAAAUAUGAAUUACCAUUAGCUCACUUGGUUGAUGAUUUUUUUGGAAAGUUAAAGGGGGUUAGUAAAGGCUAUUGCUCGCUAGAUUAUGAGGACCGCGGUUACAAAAAAUCUGAUCUGGUAAAAUUGGAGUUGCUAAUUAAUGGGAACAGCAUUGAUGCCUUAUCCGCUGUAUUGCACAAAUCUCAGGUUGGCCAUGUGGGGAAAUUAUGGGUGCAAAGAUUUAAAGAAUUUGUUAAAUCACAACUAUACGAAGUGGUUAUUCAAGCUAGGGCAGAUAAUAAAGUCAUUGCCAGAGAGACGAUUAAGGCACGAAGAAAAGAUGUCUUGGCCAAAUUGCAUGCAAGCGACAUUUCUAGGAGAAAAAAAUUAUUGGUUAGGCAAAAAGAAGGUAAAAAAAUGAUGAAGAGUGUUGGCAAUGUUCAAAUUCCACAGGAAGCAUAUCAAGCAUUUUUAAGAAAAGAUUAA